This is a messenger RNA of Lepus europaeus (European hare), 482 nucleotides long. It is a transcript of the gene S100A8, whose product is annotated as S100 calcium binding protein A8. Gene Ontology annotation, biological process: neutrophil aggregation; neutrophil chemotaxis; response to lipopolysaccharide. Gene Ontology annotation, molecular function: calcium ion binding. Gene Ontology annotation, cellular component: cytoplasm. The transcript is spliced from 3 exons. The record is from RefSeq and is a predicted model, not a curated record. Bases 148 to 417 code for a protein of 89 amino acids. Lineage: Eukaryota; Metazoa; Chordata; Mammalia; Lagomorpha; Leporidae.
GACAGGAGAACCGUGCCUGAACGGCCUGUGGCUGUGGGCACCCGGCCAAGGCCCAACACUAUAAAAAGGAGCUGACACUCAGCCCCACACGCCUUUUGUCAACUCUGUUUUGUGGAGACCUGGUCCGGCAAAUCCUUGGGCACCACCAUGCCGACUGAACUGGAAAGUUCCUUGGACUCCAUCAUUUCCGUCUACCACAAGUACUCCCUGGAGAAAGGAAAUUACCACGCCCUCUAUGGGGAUGAUCUGAAGAAACUCCUAGCUACCGAGUGUCCUCAGUACACGAAGAAAAAGGAUGCAAACACUUGGUUCAAAGAGCUGGACAUCAACAGUGAUGGUGCCGUCAACUUCGAGGAGUUCCUCAUACUGAUUGUGAAGAUAGGCGUGUCCGCCCACGAAGACAGCCACAAGGCGUAGCCGGGCUCGGGGCCUGGGGUGGGCCCGUGGAUGCCUCCCUGCGGGAUAAUAAAGUGACUGAUACC